CUAGGCUCUGGCGCUGGUUUCCACAGCUCACGCGGGGGCGUCCCCAAUCGAUCUACCCCCCCCCCCCCAAGAAGCGAUUUCUAUCCCUCAUCGCAAUAACAACAACAGCUGCUUCGCGCUGCGCGUUUUUUCGUAUUGGUGUUUCGGUGCCGUGGGAAUGAAUCCCCAUAUAGUUAGGGUCAUGGUUGUGAGUCAGGAUUAUGCUUCGAUUAUGGGUUUGUCUCUCCUCGGUAUAGACACUGCUCCAAUCAUGGCGACGAGUUGCUAGGUUUUCGGGUAUGAGGUCACCCCACAGGAUGCAGAUGCUGUAGUAUUCGGUAUGAUUCUCGCUUCAUUCCAGCGCAGAUUCAAGUGAGGGUUGGCGAAUCUGCAGCUCGCCAUGAAGUUAACUCACGGCUCUAGCACAGGCUGGUGGCUACUCCCAACCCCUCUAUCGUCUCUGGCUCUACUUUUAAUUCUAGUCCUCUUCCCUGAACUAGCUCUUACUCAGCCAAACAAGGAUGACAUUGCGUGUUUACAAGGCUUCCAAUCCAUGGUGAAAGGUGCUGAUCCUGCACUGUUCAUUAACUGGACCAGCUCUGCUUUUCCGUGCAACACGACACAAGAUGGGCGGGGGCCGACGUUUGUAGGGGUCACAUGUAGCAGCAGCAGGGUGGUAUCCCUCGUUCUCAGCAACAAGGGACUGACAGGCACGAUUUCCCCCAACCUCUCUCUCUGCAGGAACCUGGGCAUCCUUGACUUGUCCCAAAAUUCUCUGACAGGAACAUUACCCUCUACACUAGGAAUGCUAUCCUAUCUCAUGACCCUGAAUGUGAGCCACAACCAGAUCUCGGGACCCAUUCCAGCGGAAAUCGCCAACUGUUCCUACCUUCACGAGCUUGAUCUGGAGCAGAACCGAUUUUCGGGGGAGCUUCCAGCUGCAUUGGCGACCCUCCAGAAGCUCCAGACCUUUGACGUCUCCCACAACAAUCUGGAAGGGCCUAUCCCUACAGGGCUUUCCAAUACCUCCGACGGGCGACCCAGGUUCAAUGCCUCCUCCUUCGAGGGAAAUCCGGGGCUGUAUGGCUUCCCGCUUCCUUAUGCAAAAGGCCAUAAUCUAUCUAUCCUCGCCAUUGUCGGGAUAGGCCUGGGUAGUGGAUUCCUCAGCUUGAUCGUGAGCUUCACAGCUGUGUGUAUAUGGUUGCGUGUCACAGAGCAGCGCCUUGCUGCUGAGGAGGGGAAAAUCUCGCAGCUUGUCCCUGAGUACGAUUGAUAAAGUUGUUGUAAGCUGGAUCUCUGCCGUGACAUACUUCAUACCCUGGUAUGGCGUGUUUAACUAAGGUCGAAAAGUAUUAUUCCAGAAGGUGGGCAUUCGAGUAGGGAUUAGGAUCCUCUCUCCAUUUCUCAGAAUUUUCAAGAUUGCUCGAGUCAUUGAACAUGCUACGUAGGAGGAUUUUACAUUUUGGAAUUGGUAUUGGAGGAGUUUUUGUGCCUGCAGUGUAUUUCAUUAGCGACGAACUGUCAGUCGCUUAUGGGCAGUGUGUACCUGUUUUGUAUCAGUUUACUGUUGUGAAGUAAAGUGAAGAGGAAAUGAACAAUUGAAGUGUGUCA
Physcomitrium patens is the source of this 1590-nucleotide messenger RNA. Its product is annotated as receptor-like protein 44. NCBI's taxonomy places the organism in Eukaryota, Viridiplantae, Streptophyta, Bryopsida, Funariales, Funariaceae. The record is from RefSeq and is a predicted model, not a curated record. Gene Ontology annotation, molecular function: protein binding.